AAAUGUUGACUGAUGCAAUUACUUAUAAAGAUAUUUUUAUUAGAUAUGAACUGAGCAUUCAUGCAUAUGUCCUAGCAACGAUGAAUGGAAACAAGCUGACGUAAUUCUUAAAUUUUUAGAAGGCUUUCUAGAUGCCACUAAAGUAUUUUCUGGUUACAAGUAUCCCACAUCUAAUUUCUACAUAAAAGAAGUUUGGGGAAUUAGGGCUUUAUUGAUGAAUGAGAGUGUUGAUACCAAUGAUAAUUAUGAUAUACUAAAGCAGUUAACAAAUGAGAUGCAAAAGAAGUUCAACAAAUAUUGGUCUCAGUGUAAUAUUUUAUUAGUUAUUGCUUCUAUUUUGGAUCCGAGGUCAAAGUUGAUAUUUAUAGAGUUUUAUUAUCAAAUGGCAUUUGAUGCAGAAGAGAGCAAGAAGAAGAUUGAUGAUAUUCGUACUUGUCUUUAUAAAUUUUAUAAUGAGUAUGCAGAUACAACAAGAGUGCAGCCUUCUAUAGGUUCAAGUGAGCUAGCAGCUGGUUUUGAUGGACAAAAGGAUAUAAAUUUAGUUUCUACUUUUAAUUUGAGUAAAGUAAAAUUUGGCAUGGAUUUUGUUCAGUUUAAAAAUCAAAGUUCUUCGAAAAGGCCAAAGAGAUCAGAGCUAGAUAGUUAUUUGGAUGAUGAUGUACUUUCUGAUUUGAAGGACAAACAGUUUGAUAUCUUGACAUGGUGGAAGAGCAAUGCAGUAAUCUAUCCUAUAUUAUCGAGAAUGGCAAGAGAUAUUCUCGCUAUUCUAGUCUCUACUGUUUCAUCAGAAUCGGCAUUCAGCACUGGCGGUAGAGUUGUAGAUCAGUAUCGGAGUUCAUUGAGCCCAUCUACUGUUGAGGCCUUAGCUUGUACUCAAGAUUGGCUUCGUGAAGAAUAUGAUGAAGGUAUAUAAAUAUUUUAAAUUUAUAUUAUAUUUUUUAUUUGCUUAUAGUAUUUAUAUUUU
Messenger RNA from Elaeis guineensis (African oil palm), 964 nucleotides. Lineage: Eukaryota; Viridiplantae; Streptophyta; Magnoliopsida; Arecales; Arecaceae. The record is from RefSeq and is a predicted model, not a curated record.